AUGGCUUCAUCAUCAUCUUCUAAACCUAUACACCUUUCAUGGCACCUCUUUUACAUUCUCUCUUUUCUCUUCCUUCUAAUCGGUUCUUGCCUCGCAACUAGAACAGGGAAGAUGAUGAUGGUGGAGGUGGACGGAGUUUCAGAGAUGUGGCCGGAGAAUUUGACGGAUUACCCACGAAAGACGGAAAAUGUUUAUCCAUAUCCAAGGUUGCUAUUGAAUAAAUUACCCAAAGGGGUUCCUAUCCCUCCUUCUGGUCCUUCCAAGGGGCAUAAUUCAAUGGUGAACUCUGAACCUCCAAGCUGA
Ilex paraguariensis (yerba mate) is the source of this 303-nucleotide messenger RNA. NCBI's taxonomy places the organism in Eukaryota, Viridiplantae, Streptophyta, Magnoliopsida, Aquifoliales, Aquifoliaceae. The record is from the annotation of a GenBank genome assembly.